AUGGCUCAGCCGGAGCAGAGCGAGCAGCCAUGGGAGUACACCCUGCGGAAGUACCUCCUGCUGCUGGCCACCCUGGUGGUCAACGUGACGUACGCCGCGGGCUUCAACCCGCCGGGAGGGGUCUGGCAGGCCGCCUACGACGGCCAACCCGCCGGCGACCCGAUCAUCCGCGACACCCACUACCACCGCUACCUCGCCUUCUUCUACUGCAACGCCACCGCCUUCGCCGCCUCGCUCGUGGUCAUCGUGCUCAUCCUCAUCCUCGCCGUCCGGCACGACAAGGAGAAGGAGAAGAAGAAGAAGGACGCCGUUCAGGUCAUCAAGCCACUGCGGGUCGUCAUGGUGUUGGACCUGCUCGGCCUCGUGGGCGCCUACGGCGCUGGAACCUGCCGGGAUAGGAUUUCCAUCAUCUACACCGCGGUUCUGGUGGCCGCUGUCUUCGCCUACAUUGUAGUUCUCAAGUUGCUGGACCGGUGUCGUCCAAACAAGAACCCCGGCUCUAGCUCCAGCGGCGCCACCCCCAUCUCUGAAACCAACAACGGGGUCAGCGCAACUACCACCCCUGACCUCGAAUCUGACCGCAAGGUCGCUGAAAAGGCGUUGAAAACCGAAGAACAGCUCUGCAAGGUCCUGAUGCUUCUCGCGACGUUCGCGGUGAGCAUCACAUACGUCGCCGGACUGAGCACGCCCGGUGGCUUCUGGGACAGCACCGGCGGCAGGCAUCACCCUGGCGACGCGAUUCUCAGGGACCAAAGCGGCCAGCGCCUGACCGCGUUUUUCCUCUUCAACACCACGGCGUUCGUGGCGUCCCUGCUCAUCGCCAUGCUGCUCAUCAUCGAUGGAAAGAAGCUCCGUGACAAGACGGCUCGGUUUCACGUGCUCUAUGUGUGCAUCUUUGCCGUGCUUGUUGGCCUCCUCGGCGCAUACGCUGCCGGGAGCUGCAGGAAAACCGACACCACAGUCUACGUGGUCUCCCUCGUCGGCGCCGUUCUUGCAUACAUUCUCCUCCAUCUCUUCUGCAGGUCAGCGUUAAAAUUACUGUCUUAUUGUUUCAGUCCAGCAUACAGCCUCCUCCAUGGCUUCUGCAGUUCAGCGUCAAAAUUAUUUCCUUGUUGUUUCAGUCCAGCCCAACAAAAUGAUGGAAAUCAACAGAGUAAUGAUGCUAGUGGUAGGGAGGCUCUGGACAAGGCUCGCUCUCUUGUUCUACUGCUCGCCACUCUUGCCGCCACCAUCACCUACACAGCGGGGUUGGACCCGCCGGGUGGCGUUUGGCAGGACAACGGUGACGGGCACAUGGCUGGCGACCCCAUCCUCCUCGCGACAAACGCUAGGAGGUACAAGGCCUUCUACUACUGCAACUCGGUUGCGUUUGUGGCCUCAUUGGUGGUCAUCAUCUUGGUCCAGAUGGAGAAGCUGGUCAAGCACCAUGUGCUGGAGGCAGCCAUGAUACUCGACCUGUUUGGCCUCAUCGGUGCAUAUGCCGCUGGGAGCUGCCGGAACGUGAAUACCUCCAUUUACGUCAUGGCUUUGGCAGGGGCUGUCUUGAUCUAUGUGGUGAUCCAUGUUGUCUUCUUCACGCUGGAUCACAGGGACCAAAACAACAACGACCAAGAAGAUCAGUUGCUGGAGAAGAAGCGCAAACGGUUGCUCCUCUUCGCGAUCUUGACCGCGACCAUCACCUACCAAGCCGGCCUCACCCCUCCUGGUGGCUUCCUGCUGCAGGACGACAAGCUCGGCCACCACACCGGUGACCCGGUCCUCCUGUACAACUACCCACGCCGCUACCAUGCCUUCUUCUACUGCAACUCGGUGAGCUUCAUGUUGUCCAUCGCGCUCAUCAUCCUCCUGGUGAACCCCAAUCUGUACAGGCCAGCAAUACGAAGCAAUGCACUAUCUGUUUGUACGGCGGUGGGCUGUUUUUGUUUGAUGGGGGCCUACGCUGCCGGAAGCACCCAACACAUCAAGACAUCCGUCUACAUCUUCGUGUUGGUGGCUGUGGUCCUCUGUGUUGCAGCAGGACUGCUGCUAGUAUUUUUGUUGAGGGAGCUGAACAAAAAUGGUGCAGCACCUGCUGCGCCAUCCAGACCCACUGGACAGGAGGGCGGCCAAGAAGAAAACAGAAAUGGCAUCUCAGCAGCUGAUGUGCCAUCCAGACCCACUGGACAGGGGGACGAAGAAGAAGAAAACAGAGAUGGCAUCUCGGCAGCUGAUGCACUAUCCAUACCUAUUGAACAGGAGGAAGAAGAAAAAGCAAAGAAUGAAAAGAGGAAGAACCAUGCAAGGCGCAAAUACCUGAUGCUGCUAGGUAUCUUGGUGGCGAGCGUAGCCUACCAGGCCGGCCUAGAACCCCCCGGCGGGACGUGGCAGAACAACGACAACAGGUACAAGGCGGGCAACCCGGUGAUGCAUGACAACAUGAGGCCCCGGUACCUUGUCUUCUUCUACAGCAACUCCAUUUCCUUUGUGGCUUCCAUCGUUGUCAUCAUCAUGCUGCUGCCGCAUUGGCUGCCAGACGAGAGGGAAGAAGAAUGGAAGACAUGGUCGCUGAAGGUGAUGAACCGGGCGAUCAGACUGGAUCUGUUUGCUCUCCUGGUGGCCUAUGCAGCCGGCUCCAACAGGGGGUGGAAGACGUCUGUGAUUGUGGGCGCGCUCAUCAUCGCCGUGCUGAGUUACUUUGCAAUCCAUAUGAUACUAUCAUGCACCGUUUGUCAAGGUAAGAAGACCCAAGGCACAUCUGCAAGCUUACAGCAUGUUGCCAUGACGCAUAAGAGCAGCAACCAGAAUCCUCCAGCACAGCGUGAUUCAUUAUCAGUGUGA
Triticum turgidum subsp. durum (durum wheat) is the source of this 2817-nucleotide messenger RNA. Lineage: Eukaryota; Viridiplantae; Streptophyta; Magnoliopsida; Poales; Poaceae. The record is from the annotation of a GenBank genome assembly.